AUGACCGAGCGACCGGUCAAGGUCGUCGUCCGCAUGCGGUCGCCGCCGACGGAGCUGUCUCGGGGCGCGCCGCGGAGCAUGGAGGUACAGCGGGACCUAGGCCGUCGGCAGGCCACGAGUGUCAAGAUCGGCGACGAGCGCAUGGAGUUUGACCAGUGCUACGACGAGACAGCAACGCAGCACGAGCUCUUCCGGCGCGAGAUGGCCGCCGCGAUCCCGCUCGCCUUUGACGGCAAGAGCACGACGCUCAUCGCGUACGGUCCAAGCAAGAGCGGCAAGACGUUUACAGUUGACGGAUCGACGACGAGCGCGGGCCUCGUACCCCGCACGAUGCAGCGCUUGCUCCAGUUCCAGCACGCAUCAGCGCCCCUGCAUACGAUCCAGCUGAGCGUCCUCGAGAUCCACCGCAACAAAGUCUUCGAUCUUCUCGAUUCGAAUAGCGAUCGAACCGACCUCCCGAUCCGGCAGUCGGCGACAGGCAGCGUUGUCGUUCCCGGUCUCGCCCGGCUGCCGAUCACGACGCUCGCGCAUUUUACUAGGCUCUACGAACAGGCGAGUCGCGCCCAAAGCCGUCAAAGCCACAAAGUCGUCACGUUCUCGGUGCAAACGACCGGCGUCGACGGCGAACCGAAGUCCGGGACCAUCCAUCUCGUGGACUUGGCCCGCGUCGACGAGUCGCGUCGACGGAGCCUGCAGCCUCGGUCCAGCGACAGCAGCAGCAACGCGAUGACGUUCUUCGUCCUCGGCAAAGUUCUCAGUGCGAUCAACGAAGGCAAGUCGCUAGCGCACAUGCCGUUCCGCGAUAGCAAGCUCACGCGCCUUUUGCACGACGGACUCUGCCGCGAUGUGCAUGCAGCGACGCUGAUCUGCACCGUCUCGACGGCCAACGUCGACGACGCCUUGCACGCACUGCAAUACGCAGCCAAGGUCCGUCUCCCAACGACGUACCGAAGCCCGAUGCGAAUGGCGUCCGAGACGUCGCCACCCCCCGAACUGACGCCAACGCUUAGCUCCCUCGAAGAGCGCCUGGAAGCGUGGCGUCAGAGUUAA
Saprolegnia diclina VS20 is the source of this 1050-nucleotide messenger RNA. RefSeq lists its product as hypothetical. The record is from RefSeq and is a predicted model, not a curated record. Gene Ontology annotation, biological process: microtubule-based movement. Gene Ontology annotation, cellular component: microtubule; kinesin complex. Gene Ontology annotation, molecular function: ATP binding; microtubule motor activity; microtubule binding. The transcript has a single exon. NCBI's taxonomy places the organism in Eukaryota, Oomycota, Saprolegniomycetes, Saprolegniales, Saprolegniaceae. Bases 1 to 1050 code for a protein of 349 amino acids.